AGAAAAGCCGACGGAACCGACGCGCCGUGCUUCGGGAAAUCUUAAGCCGAAAUAAUGUUCGUCUAUUCUUAGUAAACGCUCAAUAAGAUCGCUUCGUCGUUUUUUCUCGCUGAGACGUGCUUUGGCUAUAAUUCCUCGCUUAUUUUCCCUUUUUUUUCUAAUCCGCAAGCUGGGAGGCAGCCGUUCGUUUCGACGAUGUCUAAACUCGACGACGAUUUGUCAAACAGCGACAAACCGCUAAUCACUCAGAAUUUUAACCAGAAUAACAACGUCGUCAGCCUAGGAAAGGCGAGGGGCACGAUGAAAGAUGGUUCAAGUCGUUCGAGCACAACAGACGUUAGUUCGGAGAGGAAAAGGUACUGCCUAUGGAUGUUGAUAUUUUUGCUGGGUGUGAUGGGGCUGUGCAAUCUGUUCCUAAGCAUAACGAUAUUCGCUGUGCUACGGAUGAAUCAGAGGAUGGAGAGCAUGGAGGUGAUACCAGAAGAGAACCUGAUAACAUUUUUUGGGAAAACUGAUUUAGACCGACUCUGUAUAUGGCGCGGAAUUUGCCAGGGAUACGGCGACGAACCAAUGGCGAUAUCCGGGGACGACAGCGGCGUCCAAAUAAACGUGAGAAACCUCAGAGACCAAAACCAUUCGAGCGUCCAGGUGUACUGGAACGGGACGACGGUGUCGAGGGUAAAGGUACUCGAGGCGAAAGAUCCGCGAACGGGAACCACAUACUUCUCAACAAAUUCCCCAAACUUCGAGCUCCCUUCGGGGGUGGAGAAAAUCGGCGUGAAGAUAGCCGAGACCCACAGAGUUACAUCGCCGAUAAACUCGAGUUUGAAGUUCGAGGCCGACAGGCGGGUGACCGUCCACGGCACCGAGGGAGUUCGUAUGGAGGCAAAGGACAUCCUCUGGAAGGCUCGUACGGACCUCUUCCUCAAAAGCGACAACGGUAGCAUAACUCUGAGCGGUAAGGAGGGGAUUUUGAUCGACCUUAACGGCGUUCGUGUCGUUCCUCAGGACUCCAGAAGCCAGAACGGUCGAAACCAGUAUAAAGUCUGCGUUUGCAUGCCUCAGGGAAAAUUGUUCCGGGUUCAAGUGCCGCCUGGUAAUAAGCAGGUGAGCUGUGCCCACGUGAGUAUGACGCCAGAAAACAGUCCUUGCAAGUGAUCGAAGGAAGUUUGAGGUCUUGUUUUGUAAUAUUUUCGCACGACGAGCGAUCCGCAUCGUAUCUGGAAAGAUGAAAUAUCACUUAUUUUAUUUUAAAGUGUUUUUUAGACCAGUACAUUGAAUCUUAGGCGAGUCUCCAAUUCAGAGCAAUGGUGAUCGUUAACUUCCUCAGAAAUUUAGUCUAACGAUUUUCCAACAAAGUUGGUCAAACUGUUUUGUAGCUUGAGGCUGCACUUUUCAAUGGUUGAAUUUCACUCGCCGAUUCUUUUUGUGUAUAUAGAAUAAAAUAGAGGUUUAGUUAGUUAGACCACUUACGCGGCGGGCUCAUAUGUAUAAAGACCGAAUAUUUAUUGAUCAAAAGAACUUCGUCGCAUUCUCGAAGUGACGUUGUUGAUUUGACCUAUUAAUAUUAUUGUUGAGUUGACGAGUAAGAAAACGUACUUCAAAAUUCAUACGAAGACUGCACAUACACGCACACGAGACGUUCUACUAAUAUAAUAAUAAUAAUAUUAUUAUUCAUAGGAAUUAUAUUAAUAUUAAGCUAGCCAUUUAUGAAUGUAUCCGUAUAUAAGUAAUUACAAUAUUAAUCGCAUUGUAUAUCAAAUGUUUGUCAAAAUAAGAUAUUUGGUGAUUUAAACUGAAAAAUAAUGAAUCAUCAUCUAUGUUUUAAGCAGGAUCAAUUUUUUUACGAUCGAUCGGCAACGACAAACAUAGACAUACAUGUAAUGUGUACGUCACGGGUUGCCGACAAAAAUGAAAGA
This is a messenger RNA of Neodiprion virginianus, 1919 nucleotides long. RefSeq lists its product as uncharacterized. The record is from RefSeq and is a predicted model, not a curated record. Gene Ontology annotation, cellular component: sarcoglycan complex; sarcolemma. The transcript is spliced from 3 exons. Gene Ontology annotation, biological process: muscle organ development. The coding region runs from base 196 to 1158 and encodes 320 amino acids. Lineage: Eukaryota; Metazoa; Arthropoda; Insecta; Hymenoptera; Diprionidae.